Messenger RNA from Pantherophis guttatus, 6600 nucleotides. RefSeq names its product KN motif and ankyrin repeat domains 2 (gene KANK2). The record is from RefSeq and is a predicted model, not a curated record. Lineage: Eukaryota; Metazoa; Chordata; Lepidosauria; Squamata; Colubridae. Gene Ontology annotation, cellular component: cytoplasm. Gene Ontology annotation, biological process: negative regulation of G1/S transition of mitotic cell cycle; negative regulation of cell population proliferation; negative regulation of transcription by RNA polymerase II. Gene Ontology annotation, molecular function: protein binding.
UCAGACAGUCGCGGGGUCUCUGCUGGGCAAGUCCGCUUCGUUGGCAAGGAGCUCGGCUGGAGCUAGGAGCGGCGCACCGCAGGCGGGAGAGGCCGUUAAGGGUCAGUGUUACAUUUGGACUGUUGGAUAGAAAAGAAGGGAAAACAAAAGACAGACAAGCAUGUGGAUUCAGCCUUCUCUCUCCAGGCAACAGUGAUAGGAAUGUAGGUCUGAUCCAGGCAUUAAGGCGGAGAAUGGAGUGGUGGAAAUCAGUUUUCAUUUGGAAGCGCCUGAGGACACAUACUGCUUUAUUUCUUUAUAUUUGCCCCAUAAAGCAGGCAAAGUGGGUUUCCCAUGAGCUGUGAGAAGGCUUCUGGGCUGUUUUGAACGUGCAUAUUGAUCAAGUGGAAAGAAUGGCCCAGGUUCUGCAUAUGGGGACUGCUUUCCCAGGAAAGGUCAAUCCAGCCUCUACUACAAUCUUCCAUGGGAAGGAGCAAGAUUUAACUUACUCGGUGGAGACUCCUUAUGGCUACCGUCUUGAUCUGGACUUUCUCAAAUAUGUGGAUGAUAUUGAGAAGGGCCACACUAUUAAGCGCAUUCCAGUUCAUCGCCGACCACGUUACAGCUCAUUGCCCCGAGGCUAUGGCUACACUGGUUCAUGGUGGACAUCCACUGAGUCCCUCUGUUCCAAUGCCAGUAUGGACAGUCGCCAUUCCUCUUAUUCUUAUUGUGGCCGUAGCUUCUACCCACAGUACACUAAUGCAAUUCAUAGCAAUUUCAAUGCCCGUGUGGAGAAAACUUUGCUGGAUGCUAGAAAGAAGUUAGAAGACCAGGCAGACCUAGAUGGGGAAACUCCCACAACAAGUAGUCUAGGAAGUCUCCACAGCAGUGUAUCUGGAUCAACAAAUUCUUUGGUUGGAAGCCAGAGUAUUUCCCAUCAAACGUCUUACAAUGGCUCACACCAAGGUGCUCCUGGACAAUUCACACCAAUUGGUUCUGGGUUGUCCACUCCAGUCUCACCAACUCCAGGACAUCUUCAAUAUGUUCGUGAGCAGAUGGCUGUGGCUUUGAAGAAGUUGCGCCAAUUGGAAGAACAGGUCAAGAUGAUCCCAGUCCUUCAGGUGAAGAUCUCAGUGUUACAGGAAGAGAAAAGGCAGCUAAGUGUUCAGCUUAAAAGCCAGAAGUUCUUGGGGCACGCAGGAGGAUUUGGCAAGGGCAAAUCACGAGGGGAGCUCUACAUAGACAUCCCUGAAGAGGAGGCAGGCAGAAAUACAGAGGACAGCAGUACCAGGCCUGACAUGAAGGGUAAAUUGGAUAAGAAGGAAGUGAAGUCAGUGGGUGUGGGAAGCACAGUUGAAGAUGGAGAAAUGAAUGUGAACAUGGGAAGAUGUGACAUAGGGGUAGCAGUCAAGGAGGAGGAAUUGGGAUUGCCUUCCCCAGAAGUAGAGCAGCAAUGCCAAGCUAUUCAGACCCUAUCUACCAAAAUUGCUGUAUUAGAAACACAAUUGAAGAGAGCACUUCAAGAUCUCCAAGCUGCCCAUCAGAAAUUGGAGCAUCAAGGCAGGGAGAAGAAAGACAAAGAAACUUCGACAAGAGAUGAGGACCUGAUAGAAUGGGAAGCAAGGGGAGAAGGUGCCCAGCAGUGGGAUGCCCCCAUUCGGGUUGAUGCAGUCAAAGUUGUCCAAGUGGAAAGGGAGCCAGAGAUCACAGCCAGCAUAGCUACCGGGCCUCAGAGGGCACAGGUCUUGGAGAGCAAGGAGUCCUAUGCCAGCCUCCGGCCUUCAGCAGGCAAAGAUUCAGUCUCUGAGAAAGUUCAGGUGCCACUUUGUGCCACAUACCACAGCAGUGAGGUGAUGGAAACCGCUUUCCCAAUUCAUGCUGGAGCAGCAAACACAGCCACCACCUUUCACUCUGUGAAAAAGAUCAGCAUUGUCAACACAGAAGAGGAUGGGGAUGGAAAGAAAGAAACAAGAGAGACCAAAGAAUCACUAGAGAAAACUGAAGAUUCCCUUCUUGACUCCCUCCAAGGAGAACAGGUGGUUCCUUGCGUUUCUCAAGAAUCUAAAUUGGAUGUGCAGAAGGAGGAAGAGGAUCAAGCUUCAUCCACUGCAGGGAUCUGGUCAAUUAUGAAGAAGAAGGAAGAACCUAGAGAAAUACUGACUAGCAAGAAGAGCCUCCAGUUUGUGGGUGUCAAUGGAGGGUAUGAGUCUACCUCCUCUGAGGAUUCCAGUACAGCUGAGAACGUAUCAGACAAUGAAAGCACUGAGAGUGAAUACCAUGAGGCAAGUGAGGGCCUCCCUGCGGGGCAGGGAAUUGUAGCUGAAGCUCCAAAGCUUUCUGGAAUAACCACAGAUACACUACAUCCUGGAGUCCCUGUCGAGGUGGGGAAAAUAACCACAGCAGAAAGUCCCAGCAAGGAACCAGCAAGAAAAACUGGAUUGCGUCUCAGCAAGGAGUUGCUUUCAGCUUGUGCAGUUCUUCAGAAAUACUUAGAGAGUUUGAAUCCACAAAUGGAUGGAGAGACGAAAUUAGCCUAUACCUCAAUGCUCCACUAUUGGCUCAAGCUUUCCUGCCACAAAGAAGCCGAUCCAGAGUUGAUCUCGCUGCACUUGACAGAUUUCCGGACUGUUUCCCCGCAGUUGCUAGAAUUCAUCAUCAAUAUGGCGGAUGCUAAUGGCAACACGGCCCUGCAUUACACAGUCUCGCAUUCCAACUUCCCCCUUGUUGCAAAGCUGCUUGAAACUGGUUUGUGUCACGUGGACCAACAAAACAAAGCUGGCUAUACAGCCAUCAUGCUCACAGCACUGGCUGCCUCCCAGACAGAGAGUGACAUGGGGACUAUUAUGCAGCUACUGAAAAAGGGCAAUGUGAAUGCCAAAGCCAGUCAGGCUGGGCAGACUGCAUUGAUGUUAGCUGUCAGCCAUGGGCGUCUCGAGAUGGUACGUGCCUUGUUAGCAAGUGCAGCAGAUGUCAACUUGCAAGAUGAUGAUGGCUCUACUGCACUGAUGUGUGCCUGUGAACAUGGCCAUGCUGAGAUUGUCCGCCUGCUAUUGGCUACCCCUGAGUGUGAUGUUGCCCAGUCAGACAAUGAUGGCAGCACAGCUCUCUCCAUCGCACUAGAAGCAGGUCAGAAUGACAUUGCCAUCAUGCUGUAUGCGCACUUGAACUUUGCCAAAGCCAUAUCACUGGAUACCUUGGAGCAGCUGGAGCCUGAAAAUGCAGAUACAAUAUUCAGUGAUUCUCUGUAACCCAAAGUAAGAUGAUAUUGUUACCCAAAGGUUUUCUUACUUCUGCUUGAAAAUUUGACAGUCUGGAUGAAGGAAAUAUAUAUCUACAAAACCAUACCCAUUGCCAAUGUAUACAAUUCUCUAGAAAUGCUUCCUGUCCUUAGCUUCUCACACUGCCUUCAUCAGCUGAAAUCUCACCAUCCACUCUGUUCAGAGGGAAGGACCUUCCAGGAGAAGGAACUUUAUGAGCUUUUUUUCAACAAUGUGGCCAUGUAUCCAGCUAUGUUUGAUGAGAUGCAGUUUUGUCAGAUAGUGAGCCAAAGGGAAGAUUGGAAGAUUGGAAGUUAAGGUCUCUAGGUGUUGCUAUGACUUUUCAAAACUAAUGUGUCUUAUCUUUUUGAAGGCCACAGGCAUUGGCCUCGCUACUAAAUUCGAACUGCUCCAUACUUCCUUCAAUGCCCACAUCACCUUGUUUUUACUUCUUCUGUGUAUUCCUCAGGUGAUUUCCCAAAAAACUGACAGUUUUCUGUGAGGGGAAUUGCAAAGCCUUGAAAGACCUGUGAAGUAAUAGUUUCUAAGCACAAUGUGAUGGCAGGUAAAUACUAGGAGAUGCUGGCUUGAUCCAGGAAAAAAAAGUCAUCAUGCCCAUCAGAAAGCUUUGGUGUUUCAAAAGGAAAAAAAUCAGCAUUAGAGCAGCUGAGAUUGACCAAAGCUGAGUGGAAAAUAAAUCCGUUUAGCUGCCCAAAUUGAGGCACCAAUGGAGCUAAUUCUUGAGCAAGAAAAAAUUGCAAGAACUUGAUUAGUUUGGUGUUUCCAUUCCGUUGUUGUAGAGCAGGGGUGUCAAACUUGCAACGACAUAUUAUCAUCACGUGACGCAUCACAACUUUUUCCCCCUUUGCUAAAAUGGGGGUGGGCAUGGCCAGCAUGUGAUGCAUCCAGCCCACGGGCCAUGAGUUUGACACCCCUGUUGUAGAGGGACCCAGCAGACUUUAGAUCUAUGUCUCUAUAUGAACUUGCUUUGCUUCUCUUCAUCUAAGAAUCUGAAGUGUGCGGCAGCAGCCAAAAAAGUCAAUGCAAUCCUAGGCUGCAUUAAUAGAGGGAUAGAAUAAAGAUCUCGUGAAGUUCUAGUACCACUUUACAGCCUUAGUAAGACCACACUUGGAGUACUGCAUCCAGUUCUGGUCACCACAAUAUAAAAAAAAUGUUGAGACUAUGGAAAAAGUGCAGAGAAGAGCAACAAGGAUGAUUAGGGCAAAAACAGUUGCAGGAAUUGGGUAUAUCUAGUCUAAAGAAAAGAAGGAUUAGGGAAGAUAUGAUAGCAACGUUCCAAUAUUUCAGGGGCUCCUACAAAGACGAGGAAGUCAAACUAUUUUCCAAAGCACCAGAAGGCAAGACAAGAAGCAAUGGAUGGAAACUUAACCAAGGAGAGAAGUAUCCUAGAACUAAGAAAUUUCCUAAUGGUGAGGGCUAUCAAUCAAUGGGCUCGCCUUCAGAAGUUGUGGGUGCUUCAUUACUGGAGGCUUUCAAAAAGGGACUGGACAUACAUUUGUCUGAAAUGGUGUAAAGUCUCCUGCUUGAGCAAGGAUUGGACUAGAAGACCUACAAAGUCCCUUCCAGCUCUGUUAUUCUAUUAUUUAUUCAUGUUCCAUUGCAAAAAGGGCAAAAUAUUUUAAAGAGGCCAAUGAAAAUCUCUCUAAAUCAACUCCAUAGAGAAUAGAUAACCCUUUCAUUUUCUGUUUUAAAGCUAUGGAACUUCUGUAUUUAAUUUACCUGAAUUAAUUUUUGAAAUCCCUAACCUUGUGUAAAGCAAAAAUUAUUUUUUAUUACAAUGCAAAAUAAGCAGUGUUUAAAUAGAUCUAAAAUAAGUAUUUGACACUGAAUUUUAAGAUUUUAUAAAAUUGUCAAAAUAUUCGUAUGAUAAAUGUAUCACUAUCUAUAUAAUGCAAGUCGUAAAAGGAUCAUGGUAGAAAUAUAUGCUAUACAUAACAAAUACAUACCCACUCCCAAGAUUAUACAGUAGCCAUUUUUGGUUUAGACCACACAGACACACACACAUACACACGUAUCAUUUUUUAAAAAUAUAAAGGUAGAGUUAUGCAAGAAUGCUUGUUGUGCAAGGAUGCUUACACAACUCUUAUUUAUUCGAACAAAGUUUGCACAGGAAAUUUUCUCCCAGUAAAUUGGAUCCUUAGCCAAGAAAGACUAUCCUUGUGAAUGGCUCUGUUCAGUCAGAUUUACUGAAACUGAACAGUUUUGAUGCAAGAACAAUAUGUAAUUGAUAUUAUUUGCCUAAAUAUUGAAAUAAAUAUUAGAAGUUAGGCAAAUCCAUCCCUCUUGUUGAAAGAAUCAAGCUGAUUAGUGGAUGAAAAUUUAUAUUCCAUUUGCUUUGUAAGCUGAAAGUUCUCUGCACUUAAUUCUUUGUGUGUCAGAUGCCAAACUUUACUCUCCUAGCAAGAAGUAUAAUAAACAAGAUGAACAAUAGACGUUUUUGUAAUUGCUACUCAUUUGAAAUAAUAAAGGGCACAUCUUAUUUUUAUAUCAGUAUAUACCGUAGUAAUAUACACCAAGAAAAUGACUAUCUGUAAAUUAUUCCAAUGCAAAUUACAUGAGUUUUUUUAAAACAAAAACAAAAACAGAAGGCUAUGUCCGAAGUGUAGGAAAGAUGCUGGCAGAAGAACUAUUGUCUGAGCUGCAAAUCAUCUGGCUGACACUUUGCACAUUUUAUAUCCUGCUUUGUGUAAAAGUUAUUAGAAACAAGUUGGGGUUUGUCAGAAGUUGAAUGGUUUUUCUGUGACUCUGAAUACAUAAAGGGUACAAGGAUUUCUUUUUAACAUUCAUUAUCUGCCACUGCUUUGAAGCAGAAUUUUAAUGAGCCACAGUGGUGCAGUGGUUAGAGUGCAGUACUGCAGGCUACUUCUGCUGACUGCUGGCUGACUGCAAUUUGGCAGUUCAAAUCUCACCAGGCUCAAGGUUGACUCAGCCUUCCAUCCUUCCGAGGUGGGUAAAAUGAGGAACCAAAUUGUUGAGGGCAAUAUGCUGACUCUGUAAACCGCUUAGAGAGGGCUGUAAAGCACUGUAAAGCAGUAUAUAAGUCUAAGUGCUAUUGCUAUUGCUAAAAGCAACAAGGACGGUUUCAGAAACUUCAGAAAUGCACAUGUUUAGGAGUGAAUCCAAAUAUUGUAUUUAAGAUAUUGCUUUAUAUAUAUGUAAUCUUUUAUAUUUUCUAUAUGAUAAUUUCUAUACAUUUAAAUGAACUUUAUGCCAUUUAUAUACAUCAUAAUAAAAAUAGAGUAGAGAACUGCCUUUGCUUCUUGAUUAAAGCUACUUGAAAAAAACCUGUAGAAACAUUGUCAUAUGUUUUCUUUCCAUCAGAAAUAAAACCCAUCUAAAUUCA